This is a messenger RNA of Centruroides sculpturatus (bark scorpion), 944 nucleotides long. RefSeq lists its product as uncharacterized. The record is from RefSeq and is a predicted model, not a curated record. Lineage: Eukaryota; Metazoa; Arthropoda; Arachnida; Scorpiones; Buthidae. The coding region runs from base 133 to 654 and encodes 173 amino acids. The transcript is spliced from 3 exons.
AAAACAUUUGAGGGUGAGAAAAAACGUUCAGAAAAUUGGUCGGAGGAGAAGAUUUCAGUUUUAAUUGAAAUAUGGCGGGAAAAGAUAGAUGAUUUACGUCGAGCGAAACGAAAUAAAAGUGUAUAUGAGGCAAUGGCGGCAGAAAUUCGUCUUCGGAGGCCAACCUCCAGAGCUAGAACGUGGUCGGAAGUAAGGACGAAAAUUAAAAAUUUAACUGCCAAAUACAGAGAAGAAGUAACGAAGAUUGGGCAUUCGGGAGGCAGCCCAUCUACCUGGCAAUAUUUCCAGGCAGUUAAUAGCAUUAUAGGACAUCAGCCAGCCCAGAAUAUAGCAUUAAUCGAAGAGAGUUGUAGCAAUGUGUUACCAUCACUCGAAUUGGAUACAGAGAACGAUGAAAAUUCGAAUGAAUUGAUAGAUGUACCAGUACCAGAACGACUUGAACCCGAAAUAAGGGUGACAAGGUCAUCAAAGAAAAAGAAACGGCCACUGGAACGGCAAAUAAAUGAAUUAUUAAGUGAAAUUAAAAGGAGCAAUGCCAUUUCUGAGGAAUUGGAAAGGAAAUCUAUAAAAAUUGCAGAGGAAGGACUGCAACUAGAGAGAGAGAGUAUAGAAUUGCAAAAGGAGUUGUUAUCUAUAAUAAAAAUGUCUAAUUAAAAUUUGAAUGUUUAUGAUUUGAAAUAAAAAUCAUUUUUAUUGUAUAUGAUUGUUUAUUUUCCUCAAUUGAAAAUACAUAUUUGAUGAUUGCAGGAGGACUGCAGUUAUAAAGUUUAUUUUCCUGACUUUAUAAAUGAAUAAAACUACAAACACUAGACAAAAUUUCAGUCAAAGUAAUUUAUUUCAGCUUAAUGUUUGAGUAUAUAAAUUUUAUAACAGUCUCCUGAUUUUCAAGAGCUUGUUUAAAAAGAAUACAAGGAGUUUCAUUUAACACUCAAGUUAUGAGGACU